AUGAAGAGCUCAAAGCGGAGAAAACCCUCCAAGAGCCAGGACCUUUCGGAACUCUCUGAGCAUGAGAAGGACAGAAGGGCUAAAAUGGAGAUCAGGAAACUGCAGACACAGUAUCAUCACGCAGCGUGCAAGAGGAAAUUUUACGAUGCCGAGAUCUGGCGGCAAAUCCAGGCUCAGCAAAAAGCAAUAGAUGAUCUGAAUGAAGAACACAGACACGUGUCAUUAAUGCUGAGCCAGAUCUAUUCCCCGAAAAAUGUGAUGCUAGAAAACAGAAAGCGUGUGAAGGUUGAAACCCUUUCUCAGAUCAGAAAUCAUAACGAGGCCCUGAUCAAAGAGAAAAAAGCCCAGGUAGCUGACCUGAGCAAGCAGACAAGAGAGUUUGAAAAACAGACUACAAAGCAAAGAAAGAUAACGGCGAAGGCAUUGGAAGCGAGGAAUUACAAAUGGCUGCUGGAGAAGGUCGAUGGAAUGGAGUUCCGGCUUAACCGAGCCACUGUGCGUUACAACACUAUCCUGACCGGAAACAACAGGCUCCGGGAGGAGACCCGGAGCCUGACAAUCCAGAAAGCCAUUUUUGACAAGUACUACUGGAAGUACGAAAGGCAGCUGACUCAGCAGAAUAGGCAGUUGAACAUUGCUACUGAAAUCGCCAUAGAAGACUACGAGCAUCUGAUGGAGUGUCUCUCGAAGAUCUCGGACAUUAGGGAAGUACGCUACAAACACACCAUCAAGUUCAACAUCAAGAUGCUGGAGCUGAAGUGUGCCCUUCAGCAGGAGUUCAAACGGAAAAAUUUCUUUGUCACCAAAUGUACAGAUCUGUCCGAACUGAAGGAAAAGGCCAAACAGAGAGAAGCUUUGAAGGCCGCUGAGUGGGCCAAGCAGAGACAGACAGAGAGUUAUGAGGUGGCCUACAAGGACCUGCUGGAGAAGUCGGACGGAGAGAUCGACCAGUUCUUGAAUGAGUUCGUGGAAAAGAACAGGAGAUUCUUCAUCCUCUUCGCCUAUGGCAUCAGGCUGAAUGCUGGGAAUGAGGGCAUCAGACAGAGGAUGAAGGACAUUCAGAAUGAUAUGACAGCCACCAUUGUGGACAGGGAAGAGGAGGUGACGGCCCGGUUUCAUGUCAUGCAGGAGAUGGAGGCAAAAAUAACAGAAGCCACUGAGGAAGACAACAUGUAUGAAGCCAAAGGCAAAGAGAGCAGCAAACUCGUGGGACAGCUUCAAUCCCGCAUUGAGUCCCUCUCGAAAGACACUGACUGCGACACCACAAAGAUAGUGAAGCCGCUCGGGAGCAGCUUGCUGCCACUUUUUGGUCCUGUGGAGGAGAAGGCCGAUGAGUUCCUGGUGGUGGAGUCCCUCCUGCGCUACACGUCAGUCGACCGCGCGCACCGGUCGCAGUCCUUCAUCAGCCCCGUGAGUGGAAAUGAGGUGCUCCUCUGGGCACUGGAUCGGGACAAGAUCAGCCCGCCGCCCCCCAGCCUGGACAGCACCGACCCCGGCGCUGCUGAAGAGCCGCUGGACAAGGACCGGCUGCGUCAGAUGAUUGUCAAGAGGCACGAGGAGGAGGCGGCCAAGCCCCCCAGCACGGGCAGGAAGAGGAGGAGAUCCCCAUCAAAGAGCCCAACGCGGGCGAAAGUAAAGAAGCAAUUUCACUCUUGA
This is a messenger RNA of Myiozetetes cayanensis, 1656 nucleotides long. RefSeq lists its product as uncharacterized. Gene Ontology annotation, cellular component: axoneme. NCBI's taxonomy places the organism in Eukaryota, Metazoa, Chordata, Aves, Passeriformes, Tyrannidae. The record is from RefSeq and is a predicted model, not a curated record. The transcript is spliced from 11 exons. Gene Ontology annotation, biological process: outer dynein arm assembly; cilium movement. Bases 1 to 1656 code for a protein of 551 amino acids.